GCUAUCGGUCAAAGAGAGGGUUGAUUUGUGCGCCGUUAUCAAUAGCCGGCUGUCGACGGUGGUGUGACUGGGCAGUUGGAUUCCGCGGUGGUUGUGGUCCGGUGAGGCGCGGGAGGUCGCGGCAGGGUGGCCAUGAAGCGUGCGCUGUGCUGGGUCGUCGUCUUGGUGACGGCGGUCGGGUUAGGGUUCUGGAUGGUCGGUGCCUGGAUGGGCAGCAAGCAGCACGUGUUCGACGGGCAGGAGCUGGCGCGGUUGGCGCGCCAGUACGCCGGUCUCAAUCAUGAGCAGGCAUUCACCAAGAUUGUGGUUGAAUUAAGGAAAAUGUACCCUGGUCACAUACUCCCAGACGAGGACCUCCAAUGGAUUUUCGUGAAUGCUGGUGGCUGGAUGGGUUCCAUGUGUCUUUUGCAUGCAUCCUUAACUGAAUAUGUGCUGCUUUUUGGAACAGCAGUGGACACUGGAGGACACUCAGGACGAUAUUGGGCUGAAGUGUCAGAUACAGUUAUUUCAGGGACUUUUCAACAAUGGAAAGAAGGGACAACCAAAAGUGAAAUAUUUUACCCAGGUGACACGAUAGUCCAUUCUGUUGGUGAAGCCACAUCUGUUCGCUGGAGUGCAGGGACUUGGAUGGUUGAAUAUGGCCGUGGCUUUAUUCCAUCCAUGUUGGGGUUUGCACUAUCAGAUACAAUCUUCAGCACACUGGAUUUUCUUACUCUCUAUUAUACAAUAUCAGUCUAUGUAAAAGCACUCAUUCUAGAAGCUAAUACUUACCUCACUGGAGCUGGCUUCUUUUGAAGCUCAGCUGAGACUUUUUCAUAAUUUUAAACUUUAUAAUUGUCUUGAUGUCAUUUUACAUUACUUAAAGCUGUAUUUAUGCCAUCAGUCCUGAAAGCUUUACAUUUGUACAAUACAAUUUUUGAAAAUGCCAACCUUUUCCUUUUACUGAAGAUCAUCAGUUCAAGCACUAUUGAAAAAACAAAAUCAACUUGAACAUUUGACUUGCAUAAUCUUGUUUGUGAGUUAAUGUUAAUAUAAACAUUAAUGUUUGGUUAAAUCUUUUGGAAUCAUUUUGGAAGGUAAAUUGAGAAGCCAUGACUUGGAGAAUGAUUUUUAAACCAGAUGACCAUAUUUUAGCAUGUUAUUACUUUAAUCUGAAUCUGAUGGUUGAAGACAAUCCUUUUGAUUCUACAAAUCCAAUUAUUGAAUCAGAUUUGCAUACACUUAUUACCAGGCUGUAAAUGGAGUUUAAUUAUUUAAUUUUGUGUGCUUGUAACAAAUGGACCUUGUACAAAUUCAUUGUGUUCACAACACUUUUUCCUGAUCCUGAAAGUCCAAUUUUUAAUGCACUUUUAUGGACCAAACUGGUGUGUGAUAGUUUGAACUGUUACAUAAUGAGAAUUUAUUUGAAUAUAUAACACAAUUUCUGCAAAUCAAGAGUAAUUGAUUGCAAGGCAGCUGGUCAUAUUUUGUGGGAUUUCAGGAACAGUAAAUGGCUGUUUUAUUCACUUUGGUACUGGCAGUCAGUGGCAUCCCAGAUCGGUAAUCUUAUGUUCACUGGGUGAACAUCCUCAAGUCUUGAGCAAGGCUGCAGUAUUGUCUUGUGUUUAUGGCUGAGUUGCUGGUUUAACUCGUCUUUGUCAGUAGGUGUCAUGAAAAUGUCUCUUUAGCAAAGUCAAGGCCAAUAUGCUUCCACUGGCUCCAGAAAGCCUGGCCAUUUGCUUAGCUAUAUUUGCACCCAGGAGGAAGAAUUGUAUUUCUCACUGAAUGCUGGUAAGAAGGCUAUAAAAGCACUGGGGAAAAUGAAAUAAAAACAAAAUGCUGGAAACACUCAGCAAGUCAGGAAGCAUAUGUGGAAAGAGAUAGUUAAGGUAUCAAGUCAGAGCCUUCAUUAGAACAGUUUCUACAAAGCCUCUAACCAGAAAUGUUUCUUUUUGUUUCUCCUUCCAUAGAUGGUUCCUAACUUGGGUGUUUCCAGCAUUUUCUCUUAAUUCCAGAGUUCCAACAUCUACAGUUUUGAUUUUUCAUUAGCAGGAAAGGUCCAACUUUGGUCAUGGUGCUAACUAUUCUAUUACAGUUUAUUUAAAAUUACUACCAGUUUUCCCUAAUUUCUUUCUGCUAGCAGUGAAAGAAAAGGAUGGAAAUACUGUUCCUUGUGUCGAGGGUUUACAUCUGUUAAUUUACCUUCAUUUGAGAAUAUCUGUUAGUACUACCAAGAACAAUUGCAAUUAUUUUUUCCACUCAGACUGUGCAAAAUCUGGAAUGAUCAUGUCCUCUCACCUGGUGGUGCACUCUUGCCAUGUGACAUGCAUUCCUGCAUAAAGUUCAGGAACUCUCCUGAGGAGAUUCCCAUCGUUUCAUGGGCCAUUUCUUAAUUUUAAAGAAUUAUCUAAGAACUUCAUACAACUGCCAUGAAUUUGUACAUGUUGUUUGUUUCAGGAAGUUGGAGUGUUGGAAAGACAUUUAUUACAUCUGGAUUUAAAAUUGUAGCAUAAAUUCAAUUUUUAAUUUAAAAAAAAAAUUGCCUCCACUGUUGUGUUGUACAUCUCCCUUUUACCACACAACCUUUUUAUAUUUGAAAGGAUACACAGAUUAAAAACUGAAAUGGAGAAUCACAGAUUUCCCAAAUGUGAACUUAUUUCUUUACUUUUUUUUAAAAAGAAGCUUCACUUGAAGAGCUGGUCCUUUUCACUGAAUAAAUGGUACAUUAUGUUGCAUUUCCUUAUUGUUUUGAGAGUAUUUUCAGUCAUUAAAGGAAACCACCAACAUGUACAAAAUGUACUGUGCUAUUUAAGAACACUUUUUUUGCCUUACAAUAUAUGCAUAAAACCAAAAGCUAGCUAUAUUCUUAGUGAGAUCCUUUCAAGAUUUAGUGUUCUCUAUUCCACGUACUUUGAUGCAAAGAACUCCUGCUGAUGUAGGUUCUAGCUAUUAAUUAAAAAUAUUUGCUCAAUCUAGAAACAACAUCUAUAAAUUACCUAAGCAUAAACAAAUGUUUUUGUUCUUUGUGUUAUCAUGACCAACUUUUGAUGAAUCUGCCUUAGUUCAACUGGUAGAUGAGAGGCUCUUUUUUUUUUUCCCCCAAAAAGAGCAAUAAGUAAUAUAUUAAGGGAUCAGUGUGGUUUUUAAAUUCAUAUUUAUGGAAAUCUGCAAAACUUCUAAAAUGUAUUACUUUUGGUUUUGGGUCAGUUUAAAGAACAAUGUUAUUGAUUGAAUCCUCUACCGUUUGCACGAAUAGAAAACAAGUCUAUUUGAUUGUAGAUUUUAAGGUGGAUGUCUCCCAGCUUUGAACUUCUGUAUAUGCAUGCCAUCUACAUCUGGUUAGCAAAGUGACUUAAACUGUACAGAAUUAACUGUCAAAAUUACAACUACUUACUGAAAUUCAUGGUUAUUUUGAGAAAUGUAAGGAAAUUAUUACCAGGCUCUUGACCUUCCCAGGUUUUUAUCUUUAAUCUCAUUUUCUGCUUUGGUCAGACAAAGGCCUAAUCUUUUAUUAGUCCUUCAAGGAUCUAUUAUCCCAAUAUUAACUUGUUUCUGCUCCAAUAAGUACUUGGUUCAGUUUUACAUUUCUUCUAAUUUCUCUUGCAUUAAUCUUGAUUUCAGUUGCUCUGUUGACAUUGUUGUUUCAGUUUGAAGUUGGGCAAGAUUGGUGCAUGCAUUGGUGUCUGUACAAGCAACAAACUCUCAGAUCUGGUGGGAUACUGCAGUAGAAACUCUUCCUCUGUUGCAUGUUCAAAUGUGGAAUAUUGUAUAAUGCUGCAAUUCCAGUGACUAAAGCCAACAGAACUGAAUUUUGUAAGGAGUAUUCAACAAUUGUUUGCCACAUGCAACUGGGAACAAAGUUCUAUGCAUGGACUCACUUUACCUUUAUUUGUGAGAAAGGAGUGGGCAAGUUCUCUGGUCCAUUGUAACCAGAGUGGAAUUAAAACUAAAACCAUUGCCUUCACUACUAGUAAAUGACCAGCUGCCUGACAGUGUUGCUGCUACAAGCAAACAAACUGUAUUUUGUCAGUGAACUGAAGUAGGGAAGAUUUUGCACUAACUUUUAUGUGGGGAAGGGAACCUCUGAGGAAUUUCAACAUUAAAUAAGUAGCUUGAACUAAGUGAUUUCUCUAUUGUGGUGCUGGUGAUAGGCCUCUUGAGCCUGUUGUGUCAUUCAGUAAUAUGAUGGCUCAAUUGAUCUUGGCCUCAAAAUCAUUUUUAUUCUUUCUCUCCCCAUGACCCUCAAUUCAAAAGAUGGUAAAUAUGGUCCAGUGUUGCAGGAGUUUGCUUUGAUCUUAUUUGUUGGGACAGGUAAUGGGAGAAACUUGAACAAAGUGUAAUUUUUCUUAGUAUCUUCAUUAUAGCAAUGGACUGUUUUUGAACUUUAUCCCUUAAAUAUCCAGAAAAAUACUAUAAGACAACAGAUUGAAAUUAGAGGAAAAUGAUUUGUCAUAUUACUGCCAGCCAUAAUUAAGUCAUUUCAGUGAAAUCUCCAAAUUUUGGUUUGCAUGUCCCUUUUUGGGAUUAAGGUUUUCUCUGGAAAAAAUUAAAUUGCUAUCUUUUCCUUUACCCCCAAUCAUUGGUGAAUAUUAAAAUUUGUAUGCUGAAUUUUCCAUUCUUUAGUUGAAAGCAAAUGUAAUUUUUUACAAUCUGCAAAUGGAGAUGAUAGAAAACAAUGGAUGUUCUAAAACUGCUAAUCAUUUUCUAUUUAUGUGAGCAAGAAUCAUGGUAAUAGUUCUACCAACAAUAACUACAAAAUGUGUUCUCCAUGUUGAAUAUUACUUUAGAAUGUUAGUGUACUGGGGCUGUAAAUUUCCUCUGGUUGCAUCUUCAGGUUUCUGUGACUGAAUCUCUUCAAGGACUGAUUAAUUAUUCUUCAUGCAUUUGAACCUAGAGACUGAAACACCUUGCACCUUGCUGCAGACUUUCAAAGACAUAGAUAUCAGAUUUCAGUAAAUUAGACCUUUAGGAAUUCUACAAUGAUCUUCCAUUUAGCAUUCCACUUAGAUUUGUAAAAGAUCUAUUUUUCAAAGUUAAAUUGUUCAGCUUUUUAAACAUUAAGGAAUUCAUUACUAUGAGGUUACACAAACUAAUUUGAAUAAGUUUGCAUCCAAUAAAUUGUCAUUCCUGAAUUUUAAUCCACACACCAAUAAUUCUGUGUUCUAAUUUUUUCAUUUGUGGAGUAUUUUGAAAGAGUGGGUGCAAGAGUGAAAUGCUUGCAUGGUAAAAGUGGUGGUCUUUAAAUUGUGUUAAUUGAAUUAUGUGCUUUAAUAAACAUGUGCUUAAUAACACUUGGCUCCCACUUGAAGCUUUAUAAGUGCUCUCUGUAAAAGGAAAAAUAACUGUGCUGAAAAAUGUUUUGUCAAUGAUGGAAAUAUCACCAAGAGCCUUAUGAAAUAUAUAAUUAAAGUAUAUCCUAGUCUAUUUGAAAGUCACAUUAGCAAACUGUUUGCCUAAAUAUCUAUUGUCUUGCAAAUUUAAACUUUUGUGUAUUUUGUGGGGACGAGUAUUAAAAAUAAAAUAUCUGCUUCAAGUGGUUCA
Molecule: messenger RNA, 5520 nt
Organism: Pristis pectinata (smalltooth sawfish)
Lineage: Eukaryota; Metazoa; Chordata; Chondrichthyes; Rhinopristiformes; Pristidae
Gene: sigmar1
Product: sigma non-opioid intracellular receptor 1
Exons: 4
Coding region: 133-795 (220 amino acids)
Cellular component (GO): endoplasmic reticulum
Source: RefSeq, a predicted model, not a curated record